Molecule: messenger RNA, 1642 nt
Organism: Gilbertella persicaria
Lineage: Eukaryota; Fungi; Mucoromycota; Mucoromycetes; Mucorales; Choanephoraceae
Product: major facilitator superfamily domain-containing protein
Exons: 9
Coding region: 8-1453 (481 amino acids)
Biological process (GO): transmembrane transport
Cellular component (GO): membrane
Molecular function (GO): transmembrane transporter activity
Source: RefSeq, a predicted model, not a curated record
UUUUAUUAUGGCUUCUUUUAUAACGUCUAAUUCAUCUACUUUGACAGGUGAUACAAGUAUUGAUACUAAAAUUGAAUGUGGCAUCAACAGUUUUGAAAAAUCAGAAGCUGAAUUUACAGCCAGCAUGAGCCAAGAUGAAAAGAAAUUGGUUCGAAGAUUAGAUCUGCGUAUUAUGCCACUAUUUUGUCUGUUUUAUUUUGCAGAUUUUCUUGAUCGAGCCAAUAUUGGCAAUGCAACUUUAGCAGGACUUCAGGCUGAUCUUAAGUUGACAGGCUCGCAAUUAAGUACAGCAAUUUCAGCUUUUUUUAUUACCUAUAUUAUAUUUGAAGUGCCAUCGAAUAUUAUACUCAAGAAAACUAAUGCAGCAAAAUGGUUAUCGUUUAUUAUGCUCGUUUGGGGAUUAGCUACUUUGCUGACUGCAUUUGUCAUUGAUUUUACGGGUUUACUUGUGGCAAGAUUGAUCUUGGGAGCAGCAGAAAGUGGUUAUAUUCCAGGCAUCAUGUUUCUAUUAAGCAAAGUUUAUACACCACAAGAAUUCAGUUUUCGUGUAAGUAUCUUGAUCACCAUGGCCACACUCUCAGGCCUUGUCUCUGGGCCCUUAACGUAUGCUAUGUCUUGGCUAGAUGGCAAGAAUGGUUUAAAUGAUUGGCAAUAUCUGUUUAUUUUUGAAGGCGUGCCUACCAUUGUACUGGCUAUGGUUUCUUAUUGGUUUUUAUUUGAUGAUCUUCAGCAUGUUCACUGGUUAUCUGACGAACAAAAAAAACUACAAGCAAACCGUAUGAUGAUCAACCAAGUGCAGGAAAAGGAUUCUGUAUCACUGUCAACAUUCAAAACUGUGUUUGGAGAUUGGAAAACAUGGGCAUUCUCGGUUGUGUUUUUGUUGAAUUCAAUCAAUAUUACUAGUGUUACUGUGUUCGCACCUUUUCUAAUUGAUGGGUUUGGGUUUUCGCCAUUGACUUCUCAGCUUCUGACAGCACCUCCAUGUGCAGUGGCUACUGUUGGUGUGUUGAUUGGAGGUUAUUUAGCUGGAAAAUAUAAUCGUCGAUCUCCUCUGUUAGUUGCUGGAUCAUUGAUUAUUGCUAUAGGAUAUCUUUGUCUUUUAGUGCUUUAUAACAAAUGGGCGUUGUAUGGUACAUUGUUUAUUAUACCCACGGGGGUUGGAUUACAAGCUGCUGCUGCUAUUGGCUGGUCUGCUAUUAAUUAUCCUGAUUUAACAGUACGAGCAGUGGCUGUUGCGGUUGUGUUGAUGAUUGGCAAUUUAGGCAGUAUCAUUGCAGCCUAUUUGUUUCAAUCUAAAGAUGCUCCAAGAUAUGUAUUUGCAGUGACAUUCAAUUUGAUUACAGCACUUGUGUCUGCAGCCAUAUCAGCAUGUACAGGAUUUUUGUUAUAUCGAGAAAACCUUCGACGUGACAAAAACCCUUCCGAUUGUAAUCAAUUCCGAUUCUUUUAUUAGUGAUUGAAUCAUGUAUAAACAAAGACCUUGCUCCUAUUAUAAAACUGUAUUCAUCAAUCAAAGCAGCAAAAAGCAGACUAUAAACGUAUCCAUAGUGUUUCACUGUUUGUUUUGCAUAUAAUCAAAAACAAGUAUCAAACUUGUUUAUUGUCAAAUUAUUGUAAUAGACAAUUAAUGUAUGAGAAACGC